Racocetra fulgida is the source of this 1026-nucleotide messenger RNA. NCBI's taxonomy places the organism in Eukaryota, Fungi, Glomeromycota, Glomeromycetes, Diversisporales, Gigasporaceae. The record is from the annotation of a GenBank genome assembly.
AUGAAAACGAUACCUUUUUUCAAAGUUCUUCUUGUCGGCGAGACAGGAGUAGGAAAGUCUACCCUAAUUAACGUAUUGACUAAUUAUUUUCGCAAUGGUAGCCCUGAUAAUAUUAAAAUUGCUAUAAAAUCCAAAUAUUUCCAAAUCACUGAAGAAGACCUCGAACAUCCAUCCUCCGAAUUUAAUGUGAACGAUCAAACGAGCAGUCAGACAUCUGAAUGCUUUUCGUAUGAUUUCAAACAUCCAAUACGUCCUGAAUAUAAAUAUAGAUUUAUUGAUUCCCCAGUAUUUGUUGUUAAUGGAAGACAAGCUCGAUGUUCAGAAGUAAUAAAAAAUACAAUAAAUGGUUUCAACAAUUAUUUGCCAAGAUCUCUCUUGGAAAAUAAUCUUCUUUUAAUAAUUACUCAAACUAAAAAAUUUGGAGCAAUCUUCGAUCUAGACUUUUUUAAAAAGGAAGUAGCAAUACCAAAGUGGCGAUCUGAUUCGCAAUCAAAACUUGAAGUUGAACACAGUUGGGAAGUGUCACAAAAAACAAUUUUUGAUUUCUUGACUGCUAUUGAGAAAAGUGAAUUUAAGUCUACCAAAGACUUCCAAAAAAUAGCAGAACUUCAAAAGGACUUAAUUGCACAAAUUAGAAAAGCUAUCGGAGAAAUCAGCAAAAUUAAUAGUGCAAUUUUUCACCUUUUAAAUGCCAAAUACGAAUUUGAAAAAAACGAAAACAUCUUGGAAAAAGUGAUUAAAGAAGUGAAGGAAAAAUUUGAUAAGCAUUUUAAUAAAUCAAUUGAUUUAAAGGCGGAGGAAAAAAUGAAAUGGUCGGAUCUUGAAAUUCUAGAAAAGGGGAUUGAAUCAUGUUAUAACUGCAUUCAACAAGAUAUUGAAUCAUUAAAAAUCAUUAGCAAGUUUAAUUUUGAUAAAAGUUUACAAUCUGCCUUCGAUAAAUUAAAGAUUACAGCCGAGAAUGUCUCAGACGAAAAUAUCAGAAUAAAUCAACUUAAAAAGAUUUCUGAGAUUGAGGAAUUAAUUUAA